This is a messenger RNA of Colletotrichum tamarilloi, 501 nucleotides long. RefSeq lists its product as uncharacterized. Bases 1 to 501 code for a protein of 166 amino acids. The transcript has 3 exons. Lineage: Eukaryota; Fungi; Ascomycota; Sordariomycetes; Glomerellales; Glomerellaceae. The record is from RefSeq and is a predicted model, not a curated record.
AUGUGCAUCCAGUGGAUUACCUCCGCAAACUGCACCGGCGCCGUAGGCGGGAAUACUCCGCGUGACGGAUGCAAGGGCGCCCACGUCGCGGUGGUACGCCGCGAAGUCUGCUCAUCGGCCCGCGGGCAGUGCUUGUGCUUCUUCGGCUCGUGUAAAAACAUCGUCGCGCUGUCUGCCGAGGACCAGGAAACCGUCAACGCGCCGUGCGAGGUUUGCGGCGUGGACAUGGACCCGGAGCAGAUGAUGCUGCUGAGAAUUUUUGACGACGCUUUUGCUGCUGAGUGGGUUGUCGCCUUUGGGGAGAGCCACUAUGCGACAUGCACCAAGGGGGAAUGGCACAACGCGGAGAAAGGGCGAGACUUCGGCGCCAAGGAUGGACUGUUACAUGGCCGAUGGCCCAUGGGAGCGGUCACAAAGAAACUGCGCGGCGAGAGCAUACAAAUCAGGUUUCUGGGACCGUUGGAUCUCCAGUUCUUCACCAACAUGGAAAUUCUCAGGUAA